UUCCAUCUCCCUCUAGCUCGGACUCGAAGGACAAAGGCAAGGUAAACCCUUCGCUGGACGGACCGCCAUGGAUUCGAUGUCGGCGGCGAUAGCGCGGCAGACGUGGGAGCUGGAGAAUAACAUCGUGGCGAUGGAGGCGGGGGCGGCGGACGCGGACGCGAUCUACUACUACGACGAGGCGGUGCAGGCCAAGUUCCAGCAGGAGAAGCCGUGGGCGCACGACCCCAACUUCUUCCGGCGGGUGAAGAUCUCGGCGCUGGCCCUUCUUAAGAUGGUGGUCCACGCCCGCUCCGGCGGCACCAUCGAGGUCAUGGGCCUCAUGCAGGGGAAGACCGACGGCGACACUAUCGUUGUCAUGGACGCCUUCGCCCUCCCCGUGGAGGGCACUGAGACCCGCGUUAACGCCCAGGCCGACGCCUACGAGUACAUGGUUGACUACUCCCAGACCAACAAGCAGGCUGGACGAUUGGAGAAUGUAGUUGGGUGGUACCAUUCACACCCGGGAUAUGGGUGUUGGCUGUCGGGUAUCGAUGUGUCUACUCAGAUGCUUAAUCAACAGUUUCAAGAACCAUUCCUGGCUGUUGUGAUUGAUCCCACUAGGACUGUUUCAGCUGGGAAGGUGGAGAUUGGUGCAUUCAGGACAUACCCGCAGGGGUACAAACCACUUGAUGAACCUGUAUCAGAAUACCAGACCAUCCCACUUAACAAGAUUGAAGAUUUUGGGGUCCACUGCAAACAGUAUUAUGCAUUGGAUAUAACCUAUUUCAAGUCUUCUUUGGACUGCCACCUGUUGGAUCUGCUAUGGAAUAAAUACUGGGUGAACACGCUAUCUUCAUCCCCACUCCUAGGCAACCGAGACUACAUUGCAGGACAAAUUUCUGAUUUGGCGGAAAAACUGGAGCAUGCUGAGAAUCAGUUGGCUCAUACACGAUGGGGUUCUUUUCUUUUGCCCUCGCAAAGAAAAAAGGAGAAUGAGGAAUCCCAGCUGGCAAAGACAACUCGUGAUAGCUCAAAAAUUACUGUUGAGCAGGUGCAUGGUCUUAUGUCACAGGUUAUUAAGGACAUCCUCUUUAACACUGUCCGUCACUCUAGCAGUACAUGCCCAAGCCUUUCAGACUCUUCUGGCCCCGAACCUAUGGUGGAAGCAUGAAGGUGCCCGCAACUGCACAGGAGUUUCCAAUUUUUGACACAUUCAUGUCGCCUUUGAGAAAUGUGGCAUUCAGGCCAAGCCCAUGAUUUGUUAAGACUUGCCCUCCAAGUAAGCUGCUUCUGCUUGGUUUGAUCUGUCAGUCUGACAUACCCCACCAAUUUCCUAGUGUUGAAGAAUUUGGAUCUGUAAUUAUCAGCUCAAAUUUAAAUUUGGAUUGUUGAGAUUUAUCAUUAGUAAUUCAAGGAGGUGCUUAUGCCUGGGAUGACGUUUCUUCCGGGUCUUGAGAAA
This is a messenger RNA of Elaeis guineensis (African oil palm), 1438 nucleotides long. RefSeq names its product COP9 signalosome complex subunit 5. Gene Ontology annotation, molecular function: metallopeptidase activity; protein binding. The record is from RefSeq and is a predicted model, not a curated record. NCBI's taxonomy places the organism in Eukaryota, Viridiplantae, Streptophyta, Magnoliopsida, Arecales, Arecaceae.